This is a messenger RNA of Anopheles stephensi (Asian malaria mosquito), 3163 nucleotides long. It is a transcript of the gene Tsf2, whose product is annotated as melanotransferrin. The transcript has 4 exons. The record is from RefSeq and is a predicted model, not a curated record. Bases 108 to 2549 code for a protein of 813 amino acids. NCBI's taxonomy places the organism in Eukaryota, Metazoa, Arthropoda, Insecta, Diptera, Culicidae. Gene Ontology annotation, biological process: iron ion transport. Gene Ontology annotation, cellular component: plasma membrane; recycling endosome; early endosome.
CCAAUCCCAAUUUUCGAUGGGCGUGUACAUUUGGUCGCGAGCAUAACAUUCCUGUUUUAUGUUUAAUUUCUAUUUUAAGUUCACAGUUUUAUGUUAAAUCGUGUGCGAUGGCAAAUGUAGAUCGUUGGUUGUGCUUGUGCACAGCCGUACUGUGCCUUGCCACCCUCGGUGCCGCUCAAUUCUACUAUGAAGAAGAAAGAGAAGCCAAAAGCAACAUUGUAUGGUGUGCGACCAGUCUGGAGGAGACGUACAAGUGUCAGAACUUUACCAGGGCGCUCGAGCGGGAUGUUGCGAUGUUUAACGAUUUCUUCAUGAAUGUAUCCUGCCACCACGGGUACGAUCACGAUGAGUGUAUGGCACUGAUCAACGAGCGCCGAGCGGAUGUGAUGACGCUGGAUGCCGGUGAAGUAUUUAGCGGGGGUCGAUUCCAUUCGCUGAUACCCCUAAUGCAGGAAGGCUACGAGGGAGGCUUCACCCAGUAUCAUGCGGUAGCUGUAAUCAAGAAGGGGUCGCUUACAGACGUCACCCAUCUGAGGCAUCUGCGUGGCAAGAAGGCCUGUUUUGCGUGGGUCGGCAGUCAUGCCGGAUGGACAAUUCCGAUACAUACUCUACAACGAGACGGAGGAAUGACGAUUACGGACUGCAAUAAUAUCGUUAAAACAGCCAUCGAUUUCUUCGGCCCGUCGUGCGCAGUGAAUGCUCUGAUUGAUAAAUACAACCCUAUCGGCGACAACUCCAACAAACUGUGCUCGCUGUGCACGGGUGUGGUGCCCGGUGGCAAAUGCACCCCAACCGAUCCCUACGCCGGCUUUGAAGGCGCCUUCCGUUGUCUCGUAGAGGCGGGCGAUAUUGCCUUCCUCAAGCACAGCACCGUCGAGGAAAUGGUGGACAGUGGAUUCAUUCCUGGCGUGACCGUUGAUCAGUUUGAGUUGCUGUGCCGUGACGGUACUCGUCAGCCCAUUUCGCAGUACCGCCAAUGUGAUUGGGGCAAUGUCCCUUCGCACGCGCUUGUCGUCUCCAGCGCCACGUCCAAAUCUGAUCGACGAAGGCUGAAGAAGUUCUUUACCAAAGCCGUCAAUCUGUAUGCAUCGAAGCAGCGUCGGUUUAACAGUACCUCGGGAGCGGGGUACGACCGACAGGACGAUCGUUAUCGCCCGUACCAAAGCUCGUACACGUCCACCUCUACCACAACAUACUCGCCGUUCACCAACUUCGAUCAGAACAUGGCCAACGAAAGCCAACCGUACGAGUCGUUCGAUCUGUUCGAAUCGAAGCGAUACGGCAGACGGUUAAAUUUGAUGUUCCAGGACUCGGCCCGCCAUCUAGCUCCAAUCGAUGAUGAUAAGCAAAACUAUCAGAGAUAUCUGGGGAAAGCGUUGGACCAGAUUUAUGACACACGGUCCUGCCCCGUCGGAAGAAUGAUGCUGUGCGUCACCUCGGAUGCAGAGUAUGAGAAGUGCAUUAAAAUGCGAACGGCCCUCAAGGCACAGCUCAUCAAGCCGGAUAUGCUGUGCAUGAAGGCACACUCACACAUUACCUGCAUGCAACACAUUCAAUCCGGAACAGCUGAUGUGACUGUGCUGGACGCUAGCGACGUUUAUACGGCCGGGUUGCAUUACGACCUAAUGCCGUUUAUGUCGGAGGUGUAUGACUUAGGCCUGCCGGAGUACUACGUCGUGGCCGUGGCCAAGGAAGAGGAUCCCGAUACGGAGCUGACCUAUCUGCGGGGCAAAAAUACGUGCCAUUCAGGCAUGAACACGGCGGCCGGCUGGGUUUAUCCGAUGGCGUACCUGAUCUCGAACGGAUGGAUUCGUCCGUACGGGUGCGACAGUAUACGUGCCGCGGCCGAAUACUUCACCAAAUCGUGCAUCCCGGGAGCUAUCAGCAAGGAGUACAACACUGGCAUUCCGUACGAUAAUAUGUGUGAUCUGUGCCAUGGUAGCAGCUUCCGGUAUUGUCGCCGUGAUGCAUCGGAAGACUACUACGGCAAUUCGGGUGCAUUCCGGUGCUUGGUUGAGGGCGGUGGCCAUGUGGCGUUCGUGCGGCAUACAACGGUGAUUGAAAAUACGGGUGGCAAGAAGCGCGAAUGGUGGGCUCGAGAUGCGCUGCCCGACGAUUUUGAACUGCUGUGCCCGGACGGAACCAGAGCGGAGGUGAACGAGUUUAAGAAAUGCAACCUUGGAAAGGUGAAGGCUAACGCCAUUGUUGCCCGCGGAGGACGAGGAUACAACGGAACGGAGAUGAACGCUUACAUCAAUCUGUUUACCUAUGCGCAGCAGUUCUACGGAAGAAAGUUCUCCGACGAGUUCAGUUUCAGCAUGUUCUAUUCCAUCCCUCCGUAUCACGAUUUAAUCUUUUCCGACGCUACCCGUGGUCUGCGUGUAGUGGACUCCGACAAACGCUGGUUCGACGCGUAUCUGGGACCGAACUUUAUGCGCGCCCGUCGCAUCACCGAUUGCCAUGCCGGUGCGAGUAGUGUGAAGAUUAGUGCCUUUGGUAGCUUGUUGCUCGGCGUGCUAGCAUUGUACUGGCCACGAAACAUACUUUAAGCAGCAGAAAUGACGAAACCAAUGUAGGAGGUUUCCUUUAUUGUAGAUUAAAUUCCGUCCGAUUUAGCUAGACUAUUUGAUUGCAUGUUAUGGAAGGUGCCUUUUGCAAAACAGUUGAAUACAGUUGAACAUUCCAGAGUGAAGGACAAAACGACUCAAACUAGUGCAGUCCCGAGGUAUUGUACAGCAUUCUGGUGUGAAUCUCUAUGCAGUAAAACGAAGGUAACGUAGUUUGACUGUAACUAAAUCCGUCCCGCUAUGAACAGCAUCAGUUACAUUACUUUCACAGUUUAUAUAGAAUAAUAUGUAUAUGUAUGUAUGUGCUUUUUAAACGACGUACAAAAGAAAACGUUCAUCCGUCCAUGUAGGAGAACGGUGUGUGUGUGCAUGAUUGGCAUUCCAAUUCAAUUUCAGCCACCACCGUGAGGGCUCUAACAAUUAAUCUCAUUUUUUUUUCAGCGAAAUGAAAUCAUCCAUAUCAACCAGAAUUGUAGAAUAAAGUUAGCCUAGCAUAAGUAAACUGUUGAGUUUAUCUUGUGCCGUUUGCACUGCAAUCUCUAGCAAUAACAUCAUGUUUUUAUAGAAAAGGAAGAAUAAAACGAAAUUUUAAACUA